CAACAACGGCGGUACCUUUCCACUUGUGGAGCGGGUUUUUGUAAUUUUUUGGUUGGAUGUGUUCGUAUUAAGUUGGUAGAACAGCAGGCGUUCCGUCAGGAUUGGUUGUCUGGUCACCCGUUAAACGCUUUGGCCGAUCUUGUGUUUCCGAAUGGAAAAUUGUGAGUCAGAUGGCCAAAGUGAAACUAAGACCACUCGAGUCAGAUACACUCGCGCAGAAAUUUUGGAAGUCAAGAAGAACCCUAUUUCUUCAGCAGAAUUCGCGAAUGAAUUCUCCCGCAUAAAUGCAUCAUUAUUACGUUCAACUCGCGGGAGGUCAAGACUGAAUUCUCUCUCAAAAUCUCAGGCUGGUGAGAAACCACGAGACACGUCUAACAUAGUUCUUGGUCCUCAAAAACGGACCUGGAAUACAGGCUGUCAUGUUUCUCAACAAACUCCAGGGCGCGAAGCAACGGAUACGAGCGCAUCUGCUCGUUGGCCUAAGUUUGCUGUUGAACACCGCACUUCAGACAAGCAUCAUCCUAAAGCAGUUGGUGACUACAAAAGAGAUUACCGGUGUAGUGAUAGUCGUGGUUCUGGAUAUUCCAGUCGGGGUCGUGGCUCUGCUAGACAACCUGAAGGGGUAUCUUACGUAAGAAAUCAUAACAAAGAGGACCGAUUUGGUCGUGAAUAUCGGACAUCCAAUUCUCAUAGUGAAGACGAGCCUGAAUGGUUUUCAGAGGGUCCCACUACAGUCAAUGAAACAAUUGAGCUUGGAGGUAUUCUAGAGGAAUCACUGGACUGCGAAAAUAACUUAGUUUCCAAAACUUCAGACAGAAUGGAUCAUCUACCAAAAGAAAUCGAUGGUGAUAAGCCAGGGAAAACAGAGGGCAUUGUUGCAGAUACACCGGACAGAGAAUCUCCAGGGUCCAAGCCGACGGUGUUCCCAGAACACACAAACAAAGUUUCUAGUGGUGGCGCAGAUCAUCAUGAAAAUGAAAACCGAGGUAGCCGAUUUAAACAUCUGUUCCAAAAGAAUGAGCAGUCGGAUGAAAAUGUGCGCCCUAGUAGCACUUAUCCGCAUAAUACGGCUCCACUGAAUAACAUCAAUGAACAGUUAUUGAAUUUGCUGAAAGUAAAACCCCCCGGUUUAUCCAAUAUUGAACAAAAUCUCGCUCUUCAAGCUGAGAAUAAACUCCGCUCCAUCCUCUUUGGAAAUUCCUCCAUCCCUUCGUCAAAUACUGAACAAACAAAAAACGACUUUAGUGAGUCAAAGCGUAAAGUAUACACUGUUGAAGAAAUCGAAGCCGAGAUGAGGUCGGGUAUAAGCAGACCAGUAGAUAAAACUGUCGGCUCGUUGCCCCAAAUCUCGGACCCUUUGCUGAUCAAUGAUCAAGCCAUUAAGUCUCGUGGUAACCCUAUUGGGUUUCCGAAGAACUUUAGUCAUACAUCUCAGCCAGAAUCUACCGCCAGUUGGGUACCUUUUCUGCGAUCAUUAGCAGGGAAACAGAAUCCACAGCCAGUCAGUUCUCAGCCUAUGGAUAUGCAUAGCUCUAUCUCACCUUUUGGACUUCUUCCAGGUUCCAUGGCUAAUGCUGUAUCAGCAAGCGCUCGUAUUAAUCAACUUCAGCAUCCGGAUAUACCUCUGAACUCAGCUUCUGACGUCAACUCAACUUCACAAGGUUUUCUUCAUCAGCUUCGGAAUGGUACAAGGGACCCAGCUGCUCAUUCUAGACCACAACUCCAUUCCCCAGUUUUAUAUCCUGGUAUGUCUAGGUUACAACCUCCAAACGCUUUUUCUUCAGCACCACCUGGAAGGCCAAUAGUUAAGGCUCAGCAAAAUGUGUUUUCUAGUCACAACUCAGGACGGGCUAAUAACCCUAUAUGCAGUAAUAACCAAAACUCUGUGUUCGUAAAUUCGUCUAUCCAACAAGAAACUAAUCGUCAAUCUGUCAAUAUGAAUUUGAGGCAGUAUUUAAACAAUAUUGAAGCAGACCUGUUGAAUAAUUCUCCAGCUUCUUUGUCCAGUCAUAGACAAAACUAUGGGAAUUCAUUUCCGCUUCACGCUCCCACUACAACACUAGCAUCCUCCAUUCCUUUUAAUCCUCACUUGCAGCAACAAGCUAAAGCCAACGAUUCUCCAGCGAAUAGUGGCAGUCUAAGUUUACUUUCUCGGCUAUGGGAAUUGGAAAAACUCAAGCAACCAUCUGGUGUUGACUCAAACUUCAGUGGCAUCAAAGCCAAGACCCUAGAGGAGAUUGAACAGUUGGAAUCCCCAAAAAACAACAUUCUUUCUUAAGUUGUUGAGAAAUUUAUGACCUCAGACUUGAUUCCCACAUUCGCUGUUGCGAACAUAUCCAUUCCUUUCUAGGUCUUAUAUGCUUUUCUAUUAUAAGACCUGUGUAAUUUUCGUAAUUACUUUUACAAUGUACAUAGUUUAAGUUUCUGUAUUAACCUAUAAGACUGAUGUCUCUGUGGGUUAUGCCAAUUUACAUGACUACCUUCUAAUACUACUGCUAUCGGGACUUUGACCCUUGUGAAUAGUCUUAAAUACUGGUCGCCCAGCAACAGAUAAUCCCUCUUUUCUUUCCGCCUUUGCACGUAAAGGCACGCACACACACUCUCUCUUUAUGCCUUAUUUCGUUGGGUGACCAUAGUUUAUGUAUGCAUUUCGUUUAACUGAUUUUGCGUUUCACUGUUUCUCUAAAAAUUUUUUUGAUUAAAAGAAAGUUUUUUUUGGAUGCUUCCAUGUUCUUAAUUAAUGCAUAUAUUUAUACCAGUUAACUCGACAUGGGAUUAAAAUCUGUAAAACAAAGUUCGUUCAAUUUUUACACAGGUUAAAGUUAAUCUUCAGCUGUUUACUAACCAUUUAGUGAUUGCCUAGAUUUGGUUAUUACUUAGUAGUGAAAACGUACACUUUUUUGUUUAUAUGAAUAUUUGUGUGAUACCACUUUGUCAUGUGUAUUUGCCAGUACUUAAACGAACCCCUAGAGACGGAGAGGUUACAAUAUUGAAAUAGCACUGGUUGUUCUUUUGAUGGAGGGUAGUUACCGCUGUCAACGAGAGUUUGUGAGAAAAAUCUAAAUAUUUGCUAGGACUUUCCUAGCAAACUUUGUUUGUAAUAAGAAAAGUCUUUCAAAGCCAG
This is a messenger RNA of Trichobilharzia szidati, 3124 nucleotides long. The record is from the annotation of a GenBank genome assembly. NCBI's taxonomy places the organism in Eukaryota, Metazoa, Platyhelminthes, Trematoda, Strigeidida, Schistosomatidae.